AUGAAAUUGAAAACCUAAACCAAUCUUUUUCUGGUUUCUGCGUUUGGCUUUGAAUUAAUUAUCCCUUCUUUGUCAAUUCAGUUUCAGGAGUAGAUUGAAGAAACUAUGGCAAAUCAGCGGGAUUACAUUAGGAGACCUAUUUGCAAUGGAAUUUCUGUUCCUGAAAACAAAAUCAAUUCCUUAGUGGCUGAAGGUCAUGGACAACAAAUUUUAAAAGUACUACAAAAGUUCAGAGAACAAAAUAUAUUUUUUGACUUUAAAAUUCUUGUGAAAGAUGAAAUCAUUCCUUGUCAUCGUUGUGUACUGGCAGCAUGCAGUGAUUUUUUCAGAGCCAUGUUUGAAGUUAAUAUGAAAGAACGAGAUGAUGGCAAUGUUACUAUUAGUAAUCUGUCACCCAAGGCUGUGAAAGCAUUUCUUGAUUAUGCUUAUACAGGAAAAACAGAAAUAACAAAUGAUAACGUGGAAAUGCUCUUCCAACUGUCAUCAUUUCUUCAAGUUUCACUCCUUUCCAAAGCUUGCAGUGACUUUCUAAUAAAAAGUAUUGAUCUUGUGAAUUGCUUACAGUUGCUUUCUCUAUCAGAAAGUUAUGGUUCUGUCCGUUUAUUUGAUCAUGCACUAGAUUUUGUACAGCACCACUUCUCCUUGCUCCUCAAAUCAAGUGAUUUUUUGGAGAUGAAUUUUGAGAUACUACAAAAAUGUCUUGAGGCUGAUGAACUAAAUGUCCCUGAGGAAGAAUCAGUGUUGAAAGCUGUUCUUCAGUGGACCAAACAUAACUUAGAAACACGACAGAAAUACCUGCCUAAUUUGAUGAAAAAAGUGAGACUGCACCAGUUACCUGAAAAGACUUUGCAGGAAUUUCUACAUUCUGAAGAACACUUACUUAAGACUGCUGAUUGCUCAGUAAUAAUCGAUGAUGCAGUUAAAAGUGUGCAAAACUUUAGUGGGCUGUUUCCAGACGCACGUCCUUCAACAACAGAAAAAUAUAUAUUCGUUCAUAAAACUGAUGAAGAUGGAGAAAACAAACAUACAUUCUGCUACAACAUCAAAACAGAUACAUGGAAAGAACUACCACACACACACAUGAUUGAUCUCCCAGGGUCAAGUUUAUCUAGCUAUGGAGAAAAAAUAUUUAUAACUGGAGGAUGCAAAGGGAAUUGUUAUAGGACUGUCAGGCUUCAUAUUGCUGAACCAUUUCAUGAUGCCACUGACCAAACCUGGUGCUACUGUCCAGUCAGCAAUGAAUUCUCCAUAGUGUCAGCUAUGAAAAAACCAAGGACAAUGCACACAUCUGUUGUAACCCUAAACCAGCUGUUUGUAAUAGGUGGAAAGACCAAAGGAGCUCAAGAAACCCGAAGUCUUUUGGACGUAGAAUCCUAUAAUCCUCUUUCCAAAGACUGGAAGUCUGUUAGCCAAUUACCAAGAGGUAUCUACUAUCCAGAAGCAAGUGCAUGUCAGAAUAUAAUUUACGUCCUUGGCUCAGAAGUAGAGAUUACUGAUGCCUUUAAUCCAUCUCUUGACUGUUUCUUUAAGUACAAUGCUAUGACUGAUCAGUGGUCUGAGCUUGUAGCAGAAUUUGGGCAAUUUUUCCAUGCAACUCUAAUAAAAGCUGUUCCAGUGAACUGUACAUUGUACAUAUGUGACCUCUCCACCUACAAGGUCUACAGUUUUUGCCCAGAAACUUGUGUUUGGAAAGGGGAAGGAUCUUUUGAAUGUGCUGGCUUUAAUGCAGGGGCAGUUGGGACAGAAGACAAAAUUUAUAUAUUAGGUGGUGAUUAUGCUCCAGAAGAAAUCACAGAUGAAGUUCAAGUCUACCAUAGCAGUAGGUCUGAGUGGGAGGAAGUUUCACCAAUGCCAAGAGCCUUAACUGAAUUUUAUUGUCAGGUCAUUCAGUUCAAUAAAUAUAGGGACCCUUGGUCAUCUGUACUUACAAUUUGCUCUGGAGAGUUUUGAAACUCCUGAGUCAAAAGAAUUUAUUUAAAUGCACAAGCUUUAGAACAGCUUUUUAGGUUAAUUAAUUAAUUUACAGAUGGAAAAAUAUGUACUGCUUUGAAUAAAUCUUCAAUUUAAGGUGUAUGCUAUAUAGAAUUGCUUUUGGAAGACUCCAUUAAAUUGUCAUCCACGCUAGUCAUCAUAUAGAAAGGAUUACUUAAUUUUAUAUGCAAGUCUUCUCUGUAAUUAUCUGAAUAAUUUGCAAAAUGAUACUAC
Molecule: messenger RNA, 2205 nt
Organism: Chaetura pelagica (chimney swift)
Lineage: Eukaryota; Metazoa; Chordata; Aves; Apodiformes; Apodidae
Gene: KBTBD3
Product: kelch repeat and BTB (POZ) domain containing 3
Molecular function (GO): protein binding
Source: RefSeq, a predicted model, not a curated record